AUGGAGAAGCGUAGCAUCGAUGUGGAUCAAUCCGCUUUGUUCGAGACAUCUGGCUCGGAGUACACCGUGGGAACGGUCAACACACACUUCAUACCUAUGAACAAACACAACUUGGACAAGUACAAGCAGCUGAUCACGCCGUUAGGUGGCGAAACGGUUAUUGUGUGUGAUAUUGACAACACGCUGUACCACCCGUCUGCCGGUGUGGAGGAGCUCAUAGAUGGAAAACUGGUUGAUUAUUUGGCGACUGUUACGGCGAGCAGGGAGGUUGCGUUGGCACACAAAAACAGAUAUGACGAGGAGUACGGCCUUACGGUGUACGGUGCACUCGCAGAAUUGGAUGUUGAGCUUGAUUUUUACAAUAAGUACAUUUCAAGCACUAUAAAAUACACAGACUAUCUCCAACGCGAUCUGGUGCUGAAGAGCAUGCUUGACCGUCUCAAUUGCAGGAAGAUAUGCCUUACGAACGGUGAUGUAUCACAGGCAAGGGGCAUACUUGCAGCACUCGGGCUCACGGAGUGCUUCGAAGCUGUUGUCACGGUUGAUUCGGCUGUUCCGUUCUUCAUACACAAACCUACGGAGGAGAGUUAUCAGUUUGUGGACGAGCUGUUCGGGAUCGAAAAUCCGAAGAGUGUGCUGUUCUUUGACGAUAACAUCAAGAACAUUGAACAGGCCCUUGUACAUGGAUGGUCUGCACAUCACGUGCAGGGCGACAGCCACAUAAGCGAUAUUAUAGGCAAAGCGGUUGAGAUGCUGUACGUCCAGACGGAGGAUCUUCUGCAGGAUAAGGACAAGGUUGGAGUCAAAGAGAAUUAAAUAAAAUUGAGUGGCGAUACGAUAA
Molecule: messenger RNA, 841 nt
Organism: Vavraia culicis subsp. floridensis
Lineage: Eukaryota; Fungi; Microsporidia; Pleistophoridae
Product: pyrimidine 5'-nucleotidase
Exons: 1
Coding region: 1-816 (271 amino acids)
Biological process (GO): pyrimidine nucleobase metabolic process; nucleotide catabolic process
Molecular function (GO): nucleotidase activity
Source: RefSeq, a predicted model, not a curated record